GGAUUCCUGGAGAAGCUGCAGUGUGGGGAUGCUCUAGACCGAGUCCUGCCCCCAGUGUCUCUCCACCUCCUUCUGCAGCGGCGGCAGCGCCCGCACUCCGCGACGGCAACUUGAGGCUGCACCCGGGGCAGCCCCAGGGCGGUGCUCCGCGGAGGGGCUCCGCGCCCCGAAGGGGUGUGUGCAGGGUGGGGGCGGCCAGCUGGGACCAGCUGGUGGCCCUGGAAAACCGCCCACACACCCACGCCCACACACCCCUUUUGUGUUGCAGGCUGCCCCUCCGAGAGCAGCGGCAGCGAGAGGACGCGUGUGCCUCGCACCGUCCGCGCGCGGAGAGCGGCGGGGACGGCGACCGUCUCCACCUCCUGGUCCUCCUUCCAGAAAAAAGAAUCUGAAAGAAAGAAAACAAAGAACAAAAUACCCCAGAAUACCUAACAGAACAUUGCACCUGAACCUAAAAUGGUGAGCGAGAGUCACCACGAGGCCCUGGCAGCCCCGCCAGCCACCACUGUUGCAACAGUUCUGCCAAGUAAUGCCACAGAACCUGCCGGUCCUGGGGAAGGAAAGGAAGACGCCUUUUCUAAGCUGAAGAAGUUUAUGAAUGAGUUGCAUAAAAUUCCAUUGCCACCGUGGGCCUUAAUUGCCAUAGCCAUAGUCACGGUCCUCUUAGUCCUGACCUGCUGCUUUUGUAUCUGCAAGAAAUGUUUGUUCAAAAAGAAAAACAAGAAGAAGGGAAAGGAAAAGGGAGGGAAGAAUGCUAUUAACAUGAAAGAUGUGAAAGACUUAGGGAAGACCAUGAAAGAUCAGGCCCUGAAGGAUGAUGAUGCUGAAACCGGACUGACUGAUGGGGAAGAAAAAGAAGAACCCAAAGAAGAGGAGAAACUGGGAAAACUCCAAUAUUCACUGGAUUAUGAUUUCCAGAAUAACCAGCUGCUGGUGGGGAUCAUCCAGGCUGCAGAGCUGCCCGCCCUGGAUAUGGGGGGCACAUCCGAUCCCUACGUGAAAGUGUUUCUGCUGCCUGACAAAAAGAAGAAAUUUGAGACGAAAGUCCACCGCAAGACCCUUAAUCCUGUCUUCAAUGAGCAAUUUACGUUCAAGGUGCCAUAUUCGGAAUUGGGCGGCAAGACACUUGUGAUGGCGGUGUAUGAUUUUGACCGUUUCUCCAAGCAUGACAUCAUUGGGGAAUUUAAAGUCCCCAUGAACACAGUGGAUUUCGGUCACGUAACGGAGGAGUGGCGUGAUCUGCAGAGUGCCGAGAAGGAAGAGCAAGAGAAACUGGGGGACAUCUGCUUCUCACUUCGCUACGUACCUACUGCUGGCAAACUGACCGUCGUCAUCCUGGAGGCAAAGAACCUCAAGAAAAUGGAUGUGGGCGGCUUAUCUGAUCCUUAUGUGAAGAUCCAUCUGAUGCAGAAUGGCAAGAGGCUAAAGAAGAAAAAGACAACAAUUAAAAAGAACACACUUAACCCCUACUACAACGAGUCAUUCAGCUUUGAAGUACCCUUCGAGCAAAUCCAGAAAGUGCAAGUGGUGGUGACUGUUUUGGACUAUGACAAGAUUGGCAAGAACGAUGCCAUUGGCAAAGUCUUUGUGGGCUACAACAGCACUGGGGCGGAGCUGCGGCACUGGUCGGACAUGCUGGCCAACCCCCGGCGACCCAUUGCCCAGUGGCACACCCUGCAGGUGGAGGAGGAAGUGGACGCCAUGCUGGCAGUCAAGAAGUAAAGGAAAGAAGCCUUUCUGCACUUGCCCACCUAGUGCUCUUUAGCCAGUGUCUGUAAAUACCUCAGUAAUAUGGGUCCUUUCAUUUUGCCAGCCAUGCAUUCCUAACACAAUUCAGUGGUACUUCAAAUCCUGUUUUAAUUUGCACAAAUUUAAAUGUAGAGAGCCUCUAAGCCCUUCAUCAUGCCACUGCCCUCCAGAUCUACUCUUCUUUUAAGCAAUAUGAUGUGUAGAUAGAGCAUGACUGAAAUUAUUUAUUGUAUCACACCAUUGUACAUACCAAUAUGCUAAAGAUUUAUUUCUAGUCUGUGUAUUUCUAUGUUGUGUUUCCAAAUCUGUGUAUAUCUAGAUGUUUUUAAUAAGAUGUUCUAUUUUAAAUUAUGUAAAUUGACUGAGAUAUAGGAGAGCUGAUAAUAUAUUAUAUGGUAAAUAUAGUAUCGUCUGCAUUCCAGCAAAACUAUCAACUCGUAAGGCACUAGUACAGUGAAACUGACAUCUUAAAGGACAACUUAAAUCUGAACUUUCUAUUGAAUCAUUUGAGUACCAAGAUAUGCUUCCACCACAUAUUUGGUGGGUGAAUCCAAUUUUGUAGAAUUUCUUUACAGGCAAAUUAGCAUGAUCUAAGCAGCAUCCAGGCUGACCUCCAGGAAGAAUAGUCACAAGCCAGAAUAGCUGUACAUUUCAAGGGAGCCACUGAACAGGAGUCAAUGAUUUCCUAUUACUGCAUACAGAACAGCAACAUGAUGGUGUUCCGUGUGUGUGUAUGUGUGUGUGUGUGUGUAUUUGCAUUUGUUUGGGGAUGGGGUGGGUGGGAAGAAGUUGAGGGGAGAAGUCAGCUUUUCUGAAAUAUUGCCUGACUAUUUAAAAAUAAAAAAGUAGCUCUCCGUUAUCACCUUUAUACAAAAUGUGCAUCCUGUGAAUUCUGUUCCAGAAUUAUGGUAAUUCCAAAAGGUUUGCACAGUAGACUUUGUAACAAAAUAUUUUAUUAUACAAAACCAGAUUAGAAGGAAUGCAGAAUAUUUUUAACACAGUAAUCUGUGCUUAUUACACAAAAUUACUUUGUGGUGGACAGACAGUAUUGUAAUCCCAUCAAAAGAUGAAAAAAUAAACAAUUAGCCAUAGUUCUGAGUGCACUUCAAUUAAGCCAAAACAGACAGCUAGUGAUCUUUUUAUAUGCUCUUUUUACUUAAAUAAGUUUUAAUUUGUCCUUUAAAAAAAAAAGGUGAAACAAAACCAAGAACAAGUUCUAGAAAACUGAAGCAACCUCUUAUGUAUACUAGAUGCUUGAUUUAGGAGAAAUUUUUCAAUGUUUUCAAUGUUAUUAUGUAGCAAAUGGCACUAUUAUGAAGCUACUAGUCAUUCCAUAAGAGUCUUAAAGGACUGCUCUGUGUGACACUGUGACGCCGUGUGUGCUUAGACACCUAGUUUCCUCAGUGGAUAGCACUCGAUUUAUUCCGUAGUGAUAUUGUAACAAUACUGCCAUUCCCUUCUACUGCACUGCCCAAAAUGUGUGUAGCACAAACAGUUCUCAUUACAAAGGACCAACCCAGAACUGGAAAGCUAUGCAUAGGACAAGAAAGAUACACAGGAUGGGGUGGAACACACAGCAUUUUGUUAAGCACUGUGCAAUAUUCCGUAUCUUUCCCCACUACAGUAGACAACCACUUGUAGACAGGCAGCCUAUUCGCACACUGUAGCAGGUCUCUUCUGUCACUCAUUUCUGUGACCCAUUUCAAUGCUGAGGCCACAGAUAGUAGUGAUAUUCUGAAGUGAAAGUCUAUCUUCACAACUACCACAACACAACGGAGGAAAACGAAGCAUUAGCCUCAUGUUCAGACUUUAGGAUGGCACGCCACGUUUUUUUUAAAAACUCAGAGAACUCAAAAAGGGCUGAUGGAGGCUUCGAACAUGGGGUUGGGUGUUUCCUGAUAAAACAGGCAUUCCUGUCAUUAUUCUUUCCUCAGCAAAGAAGAGGCAAGCCCUUUGGCCUUUAACCCUGUCACAGCGAACUCUUUAGAACUGGGACAGACAUGAAGGUCAAAAAGAGAGUAGCAUCUUCUCUUCUUAGGACACUUCACGCUUUUUUAAAAACAUAGAUAAUAGAAAUUCCACAAGUCAUGAUGUGAGAUUAAGCAUCAGUUUAAACAAAGAGUCAAAUGAGAAUAUUUCCAAAUUAAAGGACCAAACCCUACCCAAGGGAGGGAGCUGACUGACUUUUUUAAAUUCCUUAAAUACCAGAAACUGGCAUUUAAUUUCACUGUAUUCAGCUUUAGUUGUUCACAAUGAAACACUUUUAAAACAAGCAGGUUCAAGCUGCCGGAUGCACAUUAUUUCUGCAUUAAAGUACUACUAAUGCUUAUCUUCUUGCAACACUGCCAGGCAUGGGAUCGUCACCACAGAAUUAGUUGGUACUAUGCCAUCUUUCACAAGUCAGUGACUGAACCUGCUUUAAGACCACGAUAAGCCACAUGUACCCUUCUGACAAAGCUGUGUAAACUAUUAGAACCUGAUGCUCUAGAAAGAUCCUAGUUGCCUUUGUGUAUAUUUACUGCCUGCCUGAGUGUUCCUAUGUGUGGGUUUUCUCUGUACCUUGUAGAAAUGUUGGGGUGUUUUCUUCUGCCAUAUGGUUCGUGGCCCGCGAGCCAAUUCCUUUAGCUGUACUUUACCUUCAUUUUUGACGAGGUGGUUUAAAUUUUGUUUCACUUUGUGUAGUGAAUUCCAUAGUAGUUUUCUGAUUGUUGUUAAAAAUGACUUAACAUAUUACCCAGAUAUUCAAUAAAAUGUUUUAUUUCCUGUU
Messenger RNA from Manis pentadactyla (Chinese pangolin), 4516 nucleotides. It is a transcript of the gene SYT1, whose product is annotated as synaptotagmin 1. The record is from RefSeq and is a predicted model, not a curated record. Gene Ontology annotation, cellular component: synaptic vesicle membrane; dense core granule; axon. The coding region runs from base 457 to 1722 and encodes 421 amino acids. Gene Ontology annotation, molecular function: calcium ion binding; clathrin binding; syntaxin binding. Lineage: Eukaryota; Metazoa; Chordata; Mammalia; Pholidota; Manidae. Gene Ontology annotation, biological process: calcium ion-regulated exocytosis of neurotransmitter; cellular response to calcium ion; regulation of calcium ion-dependent exocytosis. The transcript is spliced from 10 exons.